Funneliformis caledonium is the source of this 744-nucleotide messenger RNA. The record is from the annotation of a GenBank genome assembly. NCBI's taxonomy places the organism in Eukaryota, Fungi, Glomeromycota, Glomeromycetes, Glomerales, Glomeraceae.
AUGGUAGAUGUAAUAGAUGUUAUCAACCAUUUGAAUCCGAAAAGAAAUGGUGUAAUGACUGUCAUACCAAAUUAUUCUUGGAAGAAAGUAAAAUUAUCAGAUAUAAGAAAAGGUUGGAUAAAUUAUCAGAUGAAGAAAGGAAUAGAUUUAAACAUGAUGGGAUAUGUCCCAAUUGAAGGAAAAACGAGUGGGAACCCCAAGAUGGAUCAAUUGAUUUAUAAAUCACAACUUCAAACCGAACAUUAUUAUUAUAAUUUGGAUUGGGUACCUUAUAACAGAUUUCAAGAUAUUAAAUUGAUAGGAGAAGGCGGGUUUUCCAAAAUAUACUCUGCCACGUGGCUUGACGGCGUUCCAAAAUUUGAUAGAUUGAAACGACGUUCCGAACCUAAAGUAGUUAUACUAAAACAAAUCAAGGAUUCCAACAACCUGACAAACAUAUUUAUUAAUGAGAUCGUUGAUGAAUGGGAUGCUUUAUUAAAUUCCAGAUUACAUACAUAUAAAUAUAAAUCAGAAAUUGGCAGAGAUUUUUUUAAUGCUGAUAUGUUUCAUCUUCCAGAGUCGUCUUCUAAUGCUUCGUUACAUUCUGAAGCAAUUUAUACCAGCCGCCAAUUUAGUUUUUUCAAUCUUCCCAAGCCAAGAAAUUCUUCAGGAGUUCAAAUUGAAAUUCCAGAAGAGGCCUACAACAGGCUGGAUAUAGUGCAAGAAUCUAGCCUGAAUCUGAGUUCUGAGCCAGAUACAGGCUAG